GGAAAUCCUCUGCAAGCGGCACUGCAUCAACAUCAUCCUCGAAUAAAGCGCUGCUGGGAGCUGCAGCUCCAGGUGAUAAUCAAGAGCAGGAAUUUUUGUCUGAGCCCGACCGGCAGCUCGCGCUUGUCAGCAGGAGCGCCGCAACUGCAGCGAACGGGGGCAACUCCACCGUGCAGGAUGCAAAGGCGCUGUUGGAAAGCACGCUGGCCGUGCGGGAGGCAAAAGUGGCUCUGCAAAACGAAGGGGCAAGAAUAAACACGAAGCUGCUGCAAUUCGACGAGAAAGAGGCGAGACUGCGGAAGGAAGUAGAGUCCCUGCGAGCGGAGUUUCAACGGGUACAUUUGAUGUUUUUUACUAUCCGCAAUGCUGCGACGGUGUUUUGCGUUUGCCUGCUGCACUGCUGACGAGAAAAUCAACACUGCAUCGAUCGGUACUUCUAUAUUCGUUUGACGAUAUCGUGGUCUGGUCACCGAAGACAAAAUGAAAAUUUAUGAUAAAACGUUCUUCAUCAUCAUCUUCAGCUCCAAUCCGGGUCGGACCAGAUGAGUCGCACAGUGGCGGAGUUGCAGCGCCUUGGCGAAACGAGGAUCAAAGACUUGCAAACCAAAGUGCAGCAAGCUGUGACCCCGCGGUACCCGGGGAUGCCGCCUCCCGGGCCCGCAGGCGGAGUGAAUAGUUCGACGUCGCAAC
Molecule: messenger RNA, 690 nt
Organism: Amoebophrya sp. A120
Lineage: Eukaryota; Dinophyceae; Syndiniales; Amoebophryaceae
Source: the annotation of a GenBank genome assembly